Molecule: messenger RNA, 1710 nt
Organism: Pseudozyma flocculosa PF-1
Lineage: Eukaryota; Fungi; Basidiomycota; Ustilaginomycetes; Ustilaginales; Ustilaginaceae
Exons: 11
Coding region: 1-1710 (569 amino acids)
Biological process (GO): transmembrane transport
Cellular component (GO): membrane
Molecular function (GO): transmembrane transporter activity
Source: RefSeq, a predicted model, not a curated record
AUGUCGUACAUUCCGCAGCUCAGCAAGCUGCCCGACGUCGAGUCGCACCACAUCCACGAUCCGACAGCUUCGUCCUCGUCUCCCUACGCGACCCCGAAGCUCGAGGAGGACAAGAUCUUCCCCCAGCCGCGAUCCGUCCAGUCCGAUUCCGGCGAAAAGCGCACACACCCUCUGGAAGGAAUCCGCCAGCCCAGCGGCUCAUCCGCCACCCUCAGCGAUGUCCACAUCUUCCAGGACGAAGCGAUAGCCGCGCACUGGAAGGGCGUCUACGAGAGGUCGUCGUACGAGGGCAGGCAUCGGUUCGACCCGUCCUUCGAAUGGACACCGGAGGAGGACCGGCAGUUGCUGAAAAAGGUGGAUCUGCGCGUGACCUGCUGGUCAUGGGCCAUGUUCCUGGCGCUCGACCUCGUACGCAAGAAUAUCAGCCGCGCGCUGGCCGACAACUUCCUCGCCGACCUCGGCAUGUCGCUCAACGACUACAACAAUGGCCUGCUGGUCUUCCUCCUCUGCUUCCUCUUUGCAGAGCUUCCUUCCGGCCUCGUCUCCAAGAAGGUCGGCGCUGACCGCUGGGUGCCGACUCAGAUCGUCUCGUGGUCCAUUAUCGGGGCGGCGCAGGCCGCCAUCACGGGCAAAGCCGGCUUCUUGGUCACGCGAGCGCUGCUCGGCCUCACCAUGGGCGGCUUCCUCCCGGACCAGCUCCUCUACCUCUCCUACUUCUAUACAUCCAAGGAGCUCAGCACGAGGGUUGGAUGGUUCUACACCGUCAUCGGCAUCUCGCAGGUCCUCGGUUCGCUGCUCGCAGCAGGCUUCCUGGAACUGCGAGGCCUCAACGGACUGGCGGGCUGGCGUUACCUCUUCGCCUUCGAGGGCCUCAUCGCCGGCGUCAUCGGGCUGAUGGCCUUCUUCCUGAUGCCCAACAGCCCCACGGCAACCAAGGGCAGGUUCUUCAGCAAGCGAGGUUGGUUCUCCGAGCGCGAGGAGAAGAUCAUCGUCAACAAGAUCCUGCGCGACGACCCCAGCAAGGGCGACAUGAACAACCGCCAGGGCGUCUCGCCCAGGGAGCUCUGGAGGGCGCUUUGCGAGAAGGACCUCUGGCCAAUCUACCUGAUGGGAUUGGUCGUCUUUAUCCCCUGGCAGCCACCCACGCUCAUCAUUUCGCUGCUGCUCAAGCAGAUGGGCUACAACACCCUCCGAUCCAAUCUGCUGGCCAUCCCCGGCCAGGUUCUCUUUUCGAUCAACAGCGUCCUCCUCACCUGGCUCUCGGUGCGCACAAACGAGCGCGGCCUCGUCUCGUCGAUUGCCAACUUCUGGACGCUCCCCUUCCUCGUGGCCCUGUACUGCCUGCCCGAGAAGGUUUCCAUGCACCUGGCCUGGGUGCGCUACGCCCUAAUCACCUGCAUCACUGCCGUGCCCUACUGCCACCCGAUCCUCAUCGGCUGGGUAUCUCAGAAUUCACACUCGGUCCGGAACCGUACCGUCUCGCUGUGUCUCUACAACAUGAUGGUCCAAGUCUCGACGAUCCUCGCUACACGAGUGUACAUGACAAACGACCGACCGUUCUACAACAAGGGCAACCUGGCGCUCAUCAUCAUCUCGGCCGUCGCCAUCCUGCAGGCGUGGCUCACUAAGGCCUACUACGUCUGGAGGAACCGACAGAAGCAGGCGGUCUGGUCCGCCAUGUCCCACGAGCAACAGACACCACAAUCGUAA